This is a messenger RNA of Insectozyma verbasci, 468 nucleotides long. The record is from the annotation of a GenBank genome assembly. Lineage: Eukaryota; Fungi; Ascomycota; Pichiomycetes; Serinales; Debaryomycetaceae.
AUGUCAGUUACUUUAAGACCAAUAGAAGCUAAAGACUAUGAUGAAUGGUUAAAUUUAUGGACCGGUGAAGGUGGUUAUAUUGAAUUUUAUAAAUCAUUAGAUAAAAUUUCACCAGAAAUUUCUGAAACAACAUUUAGAAGAUUCUUGGAUCCAGAUGAACCAGUUUAUUCAGUUGUUGCAAUUGAUGAUUUAGGUAAAAUGAUAGGAUUUGCGAAUUAUUUAACUCAUAGGAAUACUUGGACAAUUGAAAAUUCAUUAUAUUUAAAUGAUUUAUUCGUUAGUUCAUCAAAUAGAUUACAUGGAGUUGGUAGAAAAUUGAUUGAAUAUAUUUAUGAUGAAACUGAUAGACUUGGUGCAAAAGAUUGUUAUUGGGCUACUCAAUUUGAAAAUCAUAGAGCUCAAUUAUUAUAUACUAAAGUUGGUGAAAAAGCUGGAUUUUUAUUAUAUAGAAGACCAAAUAAAACGUAA